Molecule: messenger RNA, 861 nt
Organism: Kwoniella mangroviensis CBS 8507
Lineage: Eukaryota; Fungi; Basidiomycota; Tremellomycetes; Tremellales; Cryptococcaceae
Exons: 7
Coding region: 1-861 (286 amino acids)
Biological process (GO): deoxyribonucleotide catabolic process
Molecular function (GO): 5'-nucleotidase activity
Source: RefSeq, a predicted model, not a curated record
AUGUCAGACGUGGAAACCAUCUUGGCUAGUGGGAUGACCACCCCUUCGAGGAGGGGAUGGAAAGGUACGAUCGCAGUUGAUAUGGAUGAUGUCUUAUGUCAGACGAACGCUACGAUAGUACAUAUGCAUAACGAAUUGUUCGAUACUCAACCUCCAUUGACUUUAGAUGAUUUUAAGAAUUACUUGUAUUGGAUGAAUAGAGGAUGGGGCACACCAGAAGAGACAGUCGGUAUGGUCGCAAAAUUGUACCAAGGUGGUUUAUAUAUGCGAGCACCACCGGUUGAAGGAGCUAAAGAGGGUUUAAGACGUUUGAAAGAUUUGGGCUAUAAUCUGAUCAUCAUAACAGCCAGAUCGGAGAAUCAGAGGACGGGGACAGAAGAUUGGAUAGCCGAAUAUUUACCUGAUAUAUUCGAUGAGAUACAUUUUACUGGAGCGUUCCAGCAUCUCGAACCUACUCGAGAAGAAAAAGAGGGACACGUAGCUAGGAAAGCCGUGGUAUCGCAUCAUAAGCGAUCGAAAGCUGAGAUAAUACACAACACCUCAUCAUUAUUCCUUAUUGACGAUUCCUCCGAAAACGCCUACGACGUUUCGACAUCCACCUAUCCGCACGAAGGACCUACCAAGGUAUUACUAUUUGGCGAUUAUCCAUGGAACGCUAUCGUCCAUGAUCCACUUAAAAAAUCGCCGAUAGAAGGGAUGACGUAUCAUGAGAAACAAGAAAAAGGUCUGUUAGAUGGAUACGAGGAUUUGAGGGAACAGAGGAUAAAAGAUGGUUGGUUACCUCCUGGUGUGGAAAGGGUUGGGAAUUGGGGGAAGGUGAUAGAGUGGGUGGAGAGUUUUGAUAACGCCAGACAAGAGUAA